Molecule: messenger RNA, 264 nt
Organism: Scutellospora calospora
Lineage: Eukaryota; Fungi; Glomeromycota; Glomeromycetes; Diversisporales; Gigasporaceae
Source: the annotation of a GenBank genome assembly
AUGAGCACUCUUCAGAAUGCUUUAUUGAAAGAAUUUGAAGAUGAAGAUAUUAACGAUGAUUUUAUAGAUAAACAGAUAGAUAUUAAUACUAGUUUAUUUAAUAAUAAGGAAGAAUUAAAUGAAGAUGCAGAACAAUUCAAGUCUCCAGUUGUUACAAUGGAUCUGGUCAAAAAUGAAGCAACACUUGAUUUAUCUGAAUCAUUUAUAUCAACAGUUUUUACUGCAGUUCAAAAAAAUUUGAUAUACAAUAAUGAGAUUAAUUAA